Molecule: messenger RNA, 1263 nt
Organism: Halteromyces radiatus
Lineage: Eukaryota; Fungi; Mucoromycota; Mucoromycetes; Mucorales; Cunninghamellaceae
Product: glycoside hydrolase superfamily
Exons: 2
Coding region: 1-1263 (420 amino acids)
Biological process (GO): glucan catabolic process
Cellular component (GO): extracellular region; cell surface
Molecular function (GO): beta-glucosidase activity
Source: RefSeq, a predicted model, not a curated record
AUGACGCCAGCUUUAUCUGAAAAAUUUGAUUAUGGAGGCAAGGACAAGAUACGUGGUGUGAAUCUGGGUGGUUGGCUUGUGAUUGAACCUUUUAUCACACCUGGAUUAUUUGAUCAAUUUGAACCUUCGGAUCAUGUUGUAGAUGAAUGGACUCUUUGCGAAAAAUUGGGACCAACUGAAGCGAAACGACAAUUGGAACAUCAUUAUGAAACUUUUAUCACCGAAAAGGACUUUAAGAAGAUUGCCGAAAUGGGUCUCAACCACGUUCGUAUCCCUGUUGGGCAUUGGGCCGUCAAGAAAACCAAUCAACAACAACAAGAUGAACCUUUUGUACCUCAUCUUAGCUUCCGCUAUCUAUUACGAGGAAUUCAAUGGGCUCGUAAAUAUGGAUUACGUGUGAUGGUAGAAUUACAUACUGCUCCUGGUUCUCAAAAUGGAUGGAAUCACUCUGGUCGUAUGGGUGCUGUUGGAUUUUUAAAUGGUACUCAUGGUCAUGAAAAUGCUGCUGCUACUCUUGAAAUCGUCAAGGAAUUGGUUAGUUUCUUUAGUCAACCUGAAUGGGCUCCAGUGACUCCUCUUUUUGGUGUAUUGAAUGAACCUGCCAUCUUUCGUUUGGACAAGAACAAAGUUAAAUCAUGGUAUCAAGAAAGUUAUUCUGCUUUACGCAAUAUUGAAAAAGAUGACAAAUCCAAGGGUCCUCUGCUUACUUAUCAUGAAGGCUUUUUAGGAUUAGGUGCGUGGGAUGGAUUCUUUAAUGAUAACAAACAUGAUCAUGUUAUAUUAGAAACACAUACAUAUCUCAUCUUUGAUCAAGGAUUGGUAUCAAUGCCUAGGAAUGAACAAGCCAAUUUCCCUUGUACUGGAUGGUUGAAUGAUUUAAGAAAAGCAAGUAAAAAUGCAGGGCCCACCAUGGUUGGUGAAUUCUCAGUAGCAACAAAUGAUUGUGGCAAAUAUUUGAAUGGUGUUGGAUUAGGAGCAAGGUAUGAAGGGACUCUGGAAGUGGAUGGAAAAAAGCUACCUGCUGUAUGUCAAGAUUGCAAAUGUGGUGACAAGGAAGAUUGGACAAAGUUUGAUGAUGAUUACAAGCAAUUCUUGAUGAGUUUUGUCUCACGUCAAAUGUUUGCUUUUGAAUCCUCUACUUAUGGUUGGUUCUUCUGGACAUACAAAACCGAAAAACACGUCAAUCCUCAUUGGGACUAUCUACUUGGCUAUGAACAAAAUUGGAUCCCCAAGGAUGCAAGCAAACGGGAUAUUAGUUGUUAG